Messenger RNA from Labrus mixtus (cuckoo wrasse), 2850 nucleotides. It is a transcript of the gene phospho2, whose product is annotated as phosphatase, orphan 2. The coding region runs from base 178 to 903 and encodes 241 amino acids. NCBI's taxonomy places the organism in Eukaryota, Metazoa, Chordata, Actinopteri, Labriformes, Labridae. The transcript has 4 exons. The record is from RefSeq and is a predicted model, not a curated record. Gene Ontology annotation, molecular function: phosphatase activity.
GUCUUAUGUUCCAUAACCCUGUGUGUAUUCUAGUGUAGGAAGCUUUAUGUUAUCUCACCGUGAUCUGAAUUUCGGAGCGACAUUUGACAGCGAGGUCUGCGAGGCCGUUUCCUUGAUAACGGACGAGGCUUCACCAGACCUCUUAUGAAAAAUAAGUGAUUCAGAAUAAAUUGAAAAAUGAAGACUCUGAUGGUGUUUGAUUUUGACCACACAGUGGUGGAUGACAACAGUGACACUUGGGUGUUAAGAUGUCUGCCUGGCGAGGCGCUUCCUGACUCUGUGAAGAAAUCCUACAGAAAAGGUCAUUGGACUGAGUUCAUGGGCAGAGUGAUGAAAUACAUUGGGGACCAGGAUGUCAGCCCAGACAGGGUCCGCAGUGUGAUGGAGACCAUCCCCUUUACAGCAGGAAUGACAGACUUGCUGACUUUAAUACUGGAGAAUAAGAGCAGCAUCGACUGCAUCGUCAUCUCGGACUCCAACGCCCUGUUCAUUGAUUGGAUCCUCCAGGCGUCAGGACUCCAGGCAGCUGUCGAUCAGGUCUUCACCAACCCAGCUAAGUUCAACGAGCUUGGGUACAUGGAGGUGCAGUACUGCCACUCUCACGACUGCACACAAUGCCCCGUAAACCUGUGCAAGAGGAGAGUCCUGGAGCUGUACCUGUCCGAGAGGUCUGACGGAGGUGUGAGCUACGAGCGGAUAUAUUACGUGGGGGACGGUGGGAAUGACCUCUGUCCCACUUUCUGUCUGCGAGGGAACGAUGUGGUGAUGCCCAGGAAAGGCUACACCCUGGAGAAACUGCUGUCCAGACUGGAGAGUCAGAAAGAUGACAAUUCUCUGAGAGCUAAAGUCAUCGCCUGGAGCAGCGGCACAGAGAUCCUCGAGGAACUGAAAGCCAGCAUGUAGCCUUCAUGAGAGCGUGGAGUUCAAAAUGAAAAGCAUUCAAUUCUAACUCAAAUAUUGCGCUAAUUCAAAUCAUGAGACUUUGCAUGUGAGGGCAAUGCUGCUCCUUUAAAUUCUGAAAAAACACACAAGUCAGUGUUUUUUUAAUUUCCAUUUUUUUAAGUUGUGCUUAAUUAUUUUGAUCACUUUUCCUUUAACUUUAACCGUUUGUUGUUUAAUUCUUUUAAAAUUCAACUCAAAGCCCUAAACAUGUGUUUUUUUUACCUGAAGCUAUAAUCAAGGCUGUUGUUUUAAUAGUAAGAAGGAGAAAGGGAAUCGAUGCAUCUCAGCCUUAUUACAUCAUAAACACUCAGUUUUUACAUGUGCACUAAUGUAAGACUUGUAGGGUCUUUGUUGCACGUCUGAAAGACGCCAGUUACAAAGUGCUUCACCGUCCAAUAAAAAUAAAAACACCAACCAUGAUAACCACCGAAUAAAAUAUACAAAAUAAAACACCAGGUCAAAUAGACAAGGGGAACAGAAACGCUCGCCUGAUGGCUUUCACGAUGCAUUUGAAGUUUCGGCCCUUUAUUCUGAGACAUAUCCAAGGUACACUGAAAACACCCUGGGGUCAUGACGAUGACCAUCGUCCAAACGAUGAAGUGGAGGCUGGCCAUUUUACAUAAAAACAUGUCUCUGUUUAGGUGUUUUUAUCUUUACCUGAAAGUCAGACAGUACAUAUACAGAACAUGUAUUUUGAUGAACUCCUUGAUUUGAGAGAGUUUGAUUCUUCAUUGUUAUUAUUAUUUUGUUCUUCAUUGAUUGUAUCUUGUUUGUGGUGCUCAGCGGUGCUUUGUGAACACGCCUGUGCUUCAAUGACUUGAACUAUUUCACAUCUCAGGUUUACAUUUUGUUUUUGUACAUUUGAUGCUCUGUUUAUCCUUUGAACCAGGUUUUGAAUAACUUCCUCACUCUUAACUCUGAGUUGGCAUGAAUGGCAUUAACCUUCCCUUUCUUUCUUUAUCUUUUAAAGGAGCAAUAUGUAACUCUGACACCCAGUGUUUAAAAUGGGUACUGCAGUCCACAUUCAAAACAUUAGGGAGAGACCUGUCUCUCCUCCUUAGAGUUGACGUGCAUGCAGGUUGCCAUAUCGAGACACUGAAGCUUCAGUGUUUAGCCAGCUCGGUCUGAAACAUUUCUGCGUUCUAACCUCUCCAUUUUUCAAAAGCAUCUCCAAUAUUGAUCCUAGUGUUACCACGUUUCUGCUCGUGGAGCUUAUUAGAAACAUGCAGAGGCUUUUUAGGGCGAGUAGAAUCAGUUAUAUCUGAACCAGUUUGCUUUCCCGUCUCCAACACCCGUUGGUUUGACUCGUAAACUGAGGGGUGUCCAAAACAGAUAUGUGGGGUGCCGUAAAACCUCCUACCUUCUCUGGUCAAAACAAAAACAGAUAAUUCAGGAGCAGAAUCUAAAGUUAGAAGGAGGACAUACUGGCUGCUGCAUUGUUGUCAGAGAAGCCAGCACUUCAACAUAGCAUGUUUCCUUAAUGUCUGAUCAUACAGUAAAGUUCAUUUAAGAUACAUUCAGUAGAUAUCUUUACUGUUCCUUUAAGCUACAUGUCUUUUUUUUCAAAACUACAAUACCAUCCAGUUAAAAUGGCUUUCAUGGAUACUUUACUUGCAAACACAGCAGCACCGUUUAUAAAUUGAUCUAAGCUCCGCUUGUUAUGGAAGGUUUCAGAUUUGAUGAAUUUUUGUUUUUCAAAAAACAAGGUAACCCGGGACAUCCGCCAUGUUUCUCAUUACAAAGUGUUGUUACCAGGACAGAGGAUUUAGGUCCAAGCUUUGGUGUUCAUGAAAGUCAGAAUGCACUCAGAUUUUGUUUGACACUGCCAUAUACAACAUGUGAAAUAUAUUUUUUGAAAUAAAUUCAUAUUCUUGUAAUUUAAAUGAUGAAAUUACAACCUGAAACCUC